AUGGCUGAAGCACUCAUUUCCGUGCUCCUAGAACAGUUGGCCUCAAUCAUCCAAAAACAGGUAGAACAAGAGGUCACACUCGUUGUCGGUGUUGAGAAAGAAGUGGCAAAACUCUCCCACAAUUUCAAAGCUAUUCAAGUUGUGCUCGAGGAUGCAGAGGAGAGGCAAGUGAAGGAGCUGAACGUGAAAUACUGGCUGGAAAGUUUGAAGGAUGUAUCCUACGAGAUGGACGACGUGUUGGACGAGUGGAGUACUGAAAUCCUGAAACAACAAAUUCAGAAACAAGAAGCUGGUAAUGCUGGUAGUACUAGUACUACCAAGAAGGUAUGUUUCUGCAUUCCUGCCCCUUGGUUUUGUUUCGGCCGUCAAGUAGUUCUUCGUCAUGACAUUGCUGUGAAGAUAAAAGAACUAAAUGAAAGAUUAGCUCUGAUUGCUAGUGAAAGACAAAACUAUAACUUUCAACCCACGAAGAGAGGAAUUCAACAAAUUGAACGACAAAAAAGUUCUUCUUUCGUUGAUAAGACAUUUGGUCGAGUCGACGAAAAGGACAAAGUAGUAGAAAAGUUGUUGAGUGGCAGUGGUCAAGGAGGGGCGACCUGCCUUGUCAUCCCUAUUAUAGGGAUGGGAGGGAUUGGCAAGACAACUCUUGCCCAACUUGCCUAUAAUGAUGAAAAGGUUCAAGCCCAUUUCAACACUAGAAUAUGGGUUUGUGUCUCAGAUCCUUUUGAUGAGAUCAAAAUUGCCAAGGCCAUCAUUGAUGGUCUGAAAAAGGGGAAUACCCCAGCUUCAAAUGAGUUGCAAACACUCUUGGAGUUUAUACAUGAGUCUAUUAAGGGCAUGAAGUUCCUUCUUGUCCUAGAUGAUGUGUGGAACCAUAGAAAGUGGGAACAAUUAAAGUUACCUUUACAAAAUGGGGCUGUGGGAAGUAGAAUAUUGGUGACCACACGAAAAGAGGAAGUUGCGAGGAUGAUGGGAGCAUCCACUGAUAUUGUCAAUUUGAAGGUGUUGAGUGAAGAAAACUGUUGGGCAUUGUUCUAUCACAUUGCACUAGCUUAUAGAGAAAAAAAUGAGUCUAAAGGGUUAGAAUUUAUUGGUAAAGAGAUUGUAAAAAAGUGUAAGGGUUUGCCCCUUGCUGCAAAGGCAUUGGGUAGUCUCAUGCGCUGCAAGGAAACGAGGAAACAAUGGGAAGAUGUUUUGAAUAGUAAGAUAUGGGAGUUAGAUGUAAUUGAGGAACAAGUUUUCCAACCAUUGUUACUAAGUUAUUAUGAUUUGGCCCCGGCAAUCAAACAUUGUCUUUUGUAUUGUGUUAUUUUCCCAAAAGAUUAUAACAUUGUCAAAGAUGAGUUGAUUGAGUUGUGGAUGUCACAAAAUUCUCUUAAUUCAAUUGGAAACAAAGAAAAAGAAGCAGUAGGCGAAAUAUACUUUGAUAACUUAGUAAUGCGCUCUUUCUUUCAAGAAUUUAAGAAAGAUGAUCUUGGAAAUAUAACAGGGUGCAAGAUGCAUGAUGUUGUGCAUGACUUUCUACAAUUUCUAACUAAGAAUGAAUGCUUUGUUUUUGAGGCUGAAGGUGGUAAUAAUAAGAGAAUAAUGGAGUUUGAUGAUUAUAACAAGGUUCGUCAUUUGACAUUAAUGUUUGCACCCAAAGGUCCACUAAUUCCGAGUUCCUUGUGCAACUGCAAGAAUUUACGAACUCUUGCAACUUUUGAUUCAAAGAUUACUAGCUUUGUUCGAGUGUUAAUUUCACAAGUAAAAUGUCUUAGAACGUUGAAUCUAAGUGGUAAUUCCUUGAAAGAAGUUCCAAAUGAGGUUGGAGAAUUGGCACAUUUGAGGUAUCUUGAUUUGUCUAAAAAUCAUGAUUUGAUGAAAUUGCCAGACACCAUGUGUAAUUUAAUCAAUCUGCAAACCUUGAGACUCAUUAGCUGCUGGGCACUUGAAAGAUUACCUGAAGGCAUGGGAAAGCUGAUUAACUUGCAGCAUCUUCAUGUUAUGGAUUGUGAUAAUCUAAAGUUGCCCAAGGGGAUUGCAAGGUUAACAAGUCUACGAACGCUAGAUGAAGUUUACAUCCGUGGCAAUGAUGACGUUGAUAACAACAAAGAAGCAUUAUUCGAGUUAACCCACAUCCAAGAAGAAACAGUGAAUGCCUUACAACCACCUCCAAAUCUGGAAUCCUUCUCUAUUGAAAACUAUAGUGGCACCACACUCCGGCCCCAUUGGAUGACGUCGUUAAACAAAUUGAGAAGCCUUUACCUCAGAUUUUGCGACUUUGUUGAGUUUGUGCCUCCUUUGGGGAGAUUGGAGUCCCUUGAAGUACUCUGCAUCGUCAGUUGGUCCAGGGUGAAAAAGGUAGGAGUUGAGUUUUUGGGAAUAGAUGGAACAAUAGAAACGCAAACAUCCUCAUCACCACUUAUUUUAUUCCCAAGUUUGAAAAGACUUGAAUUCAUCUUGUUGCCGAAGUGGGAAAAGUGGGAAGGAAUGAGAGGGUGGAGUGAAGAGGAGGAUUCUCAUAAUACAAUUACAAUAAUGCCCUGCCUUUCUUCCUUAAAAAUUGAUUAUAUCCGUUCGCUUAAAACACUACCCAACUUCUUACGAAAUACACCACUGAAGGAGUUGGUCAUCGAUGCCUAUUGUCCGAUUCUUGCACAAGGUUGCCGAAAACGCAGAGGAGAGUGGCCCAAGAUUUCUCACAUCCCAAACAUCAUAGUUGGUAACAAAUUUGUACAAAAAGAUGGAGUUUACCAAACUGAUGAUGAUGAGACGCCAAGUGCCGCUUCCACUUCUUCUUCUGCUGCCAUUGCCAAAGCAGAGGAGCUGAGAGCUCUUCAUGCUGCUUUGGUGCAAGGAAGUAGCCCUGCAAAUCUCAGGUUCCCUUCUUCUUCCCCUGCCUCACGCCCUGUUUCUCAGUUCUCUGUGCGAGACUACCCUGUUUUCACACUUUUCGACCUCUACCUACCUAGUAAAGUUAUGAAGAUGAACCACCUGGUUGCCAUCAGGUUGACGAUGAAUCGAACAUUAUCUGAAAGUUGGGAUGAAUAUGGCCUAGAAGAAGGAAAUGGGGAUGAAGCAGUUCUAUCAAGUUACAAGGACAAGUCAUCUUCAACACAAGGGUUUCCAUUUGAUUUAGCCAACGUAGAGUCCUAUGCUUGCCCAGCUGAGGAUCAACAAUUAAAGUUAUCUUUACAAAAUGGGGCUGUGGCCCUGUGGGUAGUAGAAUAUUGGUGA
Molecule: messenger RNA, 3219 nt
Organism: Prunus armeniaca (apricot)
Lineage: Eukaryota; Viridiplantae; Streptophyta; Magnoliopsida; Rosales; Rosaceae
Source: the annotation of a GenBank genome assembly